CCGGUUCCCCGUUCCCGCCAAAAUAAUUCAACUUGGUUUAACAUCGAGCUUGCUUAGUAUUGAUUGAUAUCCACACCAAUCCACCACCACGUCAAGUCUUCCAUCCACACAUAAUCUGCAAAGUGCUGGGCAGCAAUAUUCAAGACAGCAGCCCUCCUCUCGCAAGAACACACAUCUAGAAAAGAUGUUAUUUCCCCAAGAACAAAAUGAAUCCAGAGACGGGAACAUCAAAUCGAAGCAGUCAUUUCCUUCUCCAAUCAGCAAUACUCCUAGUAUCAAGAUCGAGAAUCGUCAAUUAAAGCGAAAACGAUCACAAAACGAAGCUACAUCCCCUUCUAUUAUUCCUUUUGAGAAACGGCUACGGUCAUCGAUCUCACAACCUCACACGGAGGACACAGCCUGCGAGAAUACUGUGUUUGAUAUCUGCGAGAAGAAGAUCGACCCCCUUGAAUAUUGGACGAAAGAACUUCGCUGGCCAAACGAAUACUUUGAACCCGAGAAGAAUAUGAAUCAUCUGCUUGCGAAGAAGAAAUCUUCUUCAUCUCUUCGUAGCAAACAAUCAGAAGCAGGUUAUACUCCGCCUACAUCUAUUACAAAUACCGACCAAAAGCCAAGGGAAGUAAAAAGUGCUCCUUAUACACGCCCGAGCUAUACAACUGGUCUUGCGACAAAGGGCAGCUUUAUGAACAAGUCCGAUUUGAGCAUUACAGAUGCAAGCAAGGACCUCUGCCGAAUUCUACUGGAGACAGAGCAGAAAAUACCCGAAGACUCUUUAUUCCGUGAUGAGAUAUUUGAAAAAUCCUGCCGAAAGAUUCAGGAUAGGAAUGAAGCAAGAGUAGUUCAAGAUAUCGCCCGACUGAUCGUUCCUUCUGCGGAAACCUUGGCGACAUAUGGUGCCACACAUCUUGAAUCUUUGAUAGAAAGUGUUAAUGAAGGUUGGAAUAGCUCUAUACCUUUUUACGGUCCUCGCCCACAGCCUGAUUAUUCGGUUGGAUUCAGACGAUCUGCAUUUACAGAUGAUCAACUGGAAAAACUUGCACCUUUUGUUGGCGAAAUUACGGACACUUUUGCUUCAUAUUUCAUAGCUACUUGGCAGAUAUACCUUCCGUUUUUAACAUCAGAGGUGAAGUGUGGUGCUGCAGCUCUGGAUACUGCCGAUCGGCAAAAUGCUCACAGCAUGACAAUUGCAGUGAGAGGGACGGUCGAACUCUUUAGACUCGUAAAACGAGAAAAAGAGCUUCAUCGAGAGAUACUCGGUUUUUCCAUCUCGCAUGAUCAUCGAACUGUAAGGAUCUAUGGUCAUUAUCCUGUAAUCGAUGAGGGGAAAACCACUUUUUUUCGCCAUCCGAUUCAUACAUUCGACUUCACAGCAUUAGAUGGUAAAGAGAAAUGGACCGCAUACAAAUUCACCAAGAAUAUUUACGAUAUCUGGAUGCCGAUCCAUCUGAAGAGAAUUUGUUCCGUUAUCGAUGACAUACCCUCUGAUCUAAAUUUUGAGGUCUCGCAGCAAUCCGAGCCAGGGGAAUCUGGACUUUCACAAGGGUUAGGGAGUCCCAAUAGUCUUGAGCAAACAAGCUACGAUACCAUGUCUUUCAAGGAAGCCGACGACCAGUCAAGUCGUAUUACUUCAGAUACCUUGCCAUCUCUGGAACUUGAGGAGGGGGUACCCGAAAACCCAAAGAAAAGAGGUCGGCAAUAAAUUGCUUUGUUAGAAAAGAGUGUGUGGGAAUAUAAUGAUAGCUUUCAUAUUCCCUUUUCUUGAGAAGACGAGAGAUUUCGUAUUGAAAAAACACUAUUGUUUGUUACAGAUAAUCCUAGGAGACAACUAUGUUGAGGUCUUCACACGAUCUUCCUUCCCUUCCUAACAUGAAAGCUAUGCUGUAUUUGAGUAUCGGGGUUCAGGGUUAUGGUUUUUCCUAAUCCCAAGUGUUCCCUUAUUGUCAAAAUCUAUCUAGUACCAUCCAUCUCAAUGCCUCCCUUGGAUGAAGAAUGCAUUCUCACGACCCUUUAGAAAACAUGAAGAUAAAUGUAUCAAUAAAAUAAUUGUGAUUUUUCCCUCGAAAUACUUCAACCCUAUAUAAUUAUUUACUUCUUAAACAUUUUUUAAAAAAAUUGAAAACUCGGUAAAUCCAAAUCGAAAAGGAUCAAUUCCUUGAAAGACAUUCCCCUAAUUAUCCAUUACUUUGCAAUAGAUUUCUCCUUUC
Messenger RNA from Botrytis byssoidea, 2204 nucleotides. RefSeq lists its product as uncharacterized. NCBI's taxonomy places the organism in Eukaryota, Fungi, Ascomycota, Leotiomycetes, Helotiales, Sclerotiniaceae. The record is from RefSeq and is a predicted model, not a curated record. Bases 185 to 1699 code for a protein of 504 amino acids. The transcript has 2 exons.